Messenger RNA from Theobroma umbraticum, 2747 nucleotides. RefSeq names its product KH domain-containing protein At4g18375-like. Lineage: Eukaryota; Viridiplantae; Streptophyta; Magnoliopsida; Malvales; Malvaceae. Gene Ontology annotation, molecular function: RNA binding. The record is from RefSeq and is a predicted model, not a curated record.
AGCGAAAGCCUGCCAAGAAAACAAAUUAAAAAAAAAAAAAAAAAAAAGGAGGGAAAGAAUCAGAGAAACAGCCACUGUUACUCCCAAAUUCCCUCUCCAACCAGAUGGAGAGAGCUCCAACAACAAGCGGCAAAGACUCUACCUUUCUCUCCUUCAACUCUCCUGCACUCCAUUGAAAUCAUUCAAGGUAGCUUGUUUUGAGCUCCGCAAUGGGUUUAAUUUUGUUGCUGGAUUGUUUUAAUUGUAGUUAUUAUCUUUGGGGAAUUUUGGUUAGGCAAACCCGUGGAGGAAUUUUAGUGUUUUAACUCAUUUGUUCCUCAAAAUGGAUGGGAGGAAGAGGAACCUUUUUAAGAAACCGAUGAACACGCCCUUUAAAAGAAAAGGGUUCAAUAAUAAUAGGAAACCGAAAUGGAGUACUAAUUCUGGCCAUGAACAGUCUUCCGGGAAUUUUAAUUCUGGAGACACUGUUUAUCGAGUACUUUGUCCUUCGAGAAAAAUUGGUGGUGUUAUUGGGAAGGGUGGGAGUAUAGUCAAAGCAUUAAGGGAGGAGACUCAGGCAAAGAUCACGGUAGGUGAUUCAGUUCUUGGUUGUGAUGAGAGAGUUAUUAUUAUUUAUAGUUCACCGAUGAAGGUGAAAACACAGAAUUCUGAUGAGGAUUCAGGUGGUGAGAACGAAAAAGAGGAGGUAGUAAUGGAGCCUUGCUGUGCUGCACAGGAUGCUCUGUUAAAAGUUCAUGAUCAAAUUGCUGAGGAUGAUCUUUUUGGUGGGAUGGCGUUGGAUGAUGAUAAUGGGAAUACUGUUGUCACUGCACGGCUGUUGGUUCCAAAUAAUAUGGUAGGAUGUCUUUUAGGGAAACGAGGUGAUGUGAUUCAAAGAUUGCGAAGUGAGACAGGUGCUAGUAUUCGUGUUCUUCCUGCUGAUCACCUUCCUGCUUGUGCAAUGGCAACUGAUGAAUUAGUGCAGAUAUCUGGAAAGCGAGAUGUUGCAAAGAGGGCUCUCUAUGAAGUUUCCACUCUCUUGCAUCAGAACCCAAGAAAAGACAAUCCUCCAUUGAGCUUCCCUGGGCCUCAUGCUGGCCAGAAUUUUCCUCCUUCUAGUGCUAUUCCACCCAGCAAUCCAUUGUGGUCUCAUCGGAAUUCUUCUCCUCAUGAUAUUCCACCAAUGCCAUGGAUGGGCGCUCAUGGAAACCGGCCAUCUGGAUUUGGGCCUGGUAGCUCAAGCAGUUUUCCUCCAGCGCGUGGUGCUGAGGCUUCAGCUGAGUUUUCGAUGAAAAUUUUGUGCCCAGCUGGGAAGAUUGGUGGUGUAAUUGGUAAGGGAGGCUUUAAUGUUAAACAGUUACAGCAGGAAACAGGAGCAGGCAUUCAUGUUGAGGAUGCAACAAUAGAGUCAGAUGAGCGUGUGAUUCGCGUUUCUGCAAUUGAGGGUCUUUGGAACCCUCGAUCACAGACAAUUGAUGCCAUUCUACAGCUUCAAAAUAAAACUAGUGAAUUCUCUGAGAAAGGUACGGUUACCACUAGGUUGCUUGUUCCAUCAAGUAAGGUUGGCUGCAUUCUUGGGCAAGGAGGUCAUGUAAUCAAUGAGAUGAGGAGGAGAACCCAAGCGGAUAUUCGCGUUUACUCGAAGGAUGAUAAGCCUAAGUGUGCAUCUGAGGAUGAAGAGCUAGUACAGAUAUCUGGCAAUUUUGGCAUUGCUAAGGAUGCUUUGGCUGAGAUUGCAUCAAGACUUAGAGUAAGAACUUUGCGAGAUGUGAAUGCUGGAGCUGAACCCUCUCCUGUUGGGCCUGUCCAUGGAUUUGGCCCCGCAAGAAGCAUGGCAGAUGGUCUGCCACCAGCAGCUGCGAUAGGACCUGGCCGUUCUGGUGGAUAUGAAUCUUCCAGGGGCGGUGGUGGACGUGAGUAUGAACCUCAGAAUAAUUAUUCUGUUCCUCCAGCUGCUGCUAGAUACUCGAAUAUGAACGGUGCGCUAGAGGCUAAAAUUCUAAACAAUGUUUCAAGUUCUGUAACAGGCACUGGAGGAAGCACCAUCUUGAAUAGUGAGGUUUCAGGGGCAAGAUUAAGGCUUGAAGAUCCUCAGACUGGUGGCUCUGAAGAGUUCCGUGGAUCUUCUGAGCAUCUAACCGCUGCUCAAAGCAUUUUUCACUCGUUCAUGCCUUUUUCUGGACAAAGCAUGAAUGCCCAACAGAGUUCCUAUCAAAAUUUGAAUGUUCAGCAAAGUUCCUAUCUGAACAUGAAUGCACAGCAUAGCCCCUACCCAAACAUGAAUGCUCAACAGAGCCCUUAUCAAAACAGGCACCCUCAUCAAAGCAGCCCUUAUCAAAAUCUGAGUGUGCAGCGAAGCCCCUAUUCAGUUACUUCUCAGCAAGUGGCCUAUGCCACCAUUAACGCUCCACAGAGUGCUUACCACCAUUACAGUGCACAGCAAGGCGCCUACCAGUAUUAACUUCAAUAAGGGCAUUUUGUACUAUAUUUUGCUUUUAGAGUUCUUAUUGCCAUAAUUACCUACAAAUUAGAGAUUACAUAAGCUGUCUCAUUACUGUAUGCAUUUAAUUUUUAUGUGAAGGACAAUUUUUUGCUAUUCCUCAAGUUGUAAGCUUAGAUCCUUUUUUGCUGUAUCUGGACUCUUGUAUAGACAAAUUAAAUGAUGAUUGUUUGACAUCUGAAUUGGUGAACCAACUUAGGAAAAGAGAUAUGCUGUUAAUCUUUUGUAAAUGAUGGUAUUUUGGGAUGUAUUUGAUUCCUUUUUGUAA